CAGAUGGCAUCGUCAUUCGCCAUUUUGAUUACAUAUUUUGUUCUUCCAAACGGAAUCACAUGCAUGAUCGGAAUUAUAGUUUUGCAUUCAUAUAGCGUUUUAAGUAGAACAUGCCUUUUUGCUGGGAAAUUUUAAAUAAUGACACUUUUAAAUCUGAUUGUAAUGUUUGCGUUUCGGAUCUUUCAAUAGCUCAUUUUUUUGAAUCGAGUUCCUAAAUUGUUUAUGAUUUAAAAAUGCUAUAAAUAAGAAAUUUGAAAUCAAUUUUAUUUAAAUUGUGGUGAAGUUAACAUUUGUUCACUUUCUGAAGAUGGAGAGUAAAAUUCCUGAAUCAUCUACUCGUGGACGUCGCCAACAUUUAGUUGAAAACGUCAAUACUAAAACUUUUACUCCAAGAGAAUAUCAGCUUGAAAUUCUUGAUGCCGCACGAAAGAAAAAUGUCAUUGCCUGUCUUGGAACUGGUGCAGGAAAAACUUUUAUUGCAAUAAUGCUGAUAAAAGAAUUGGCACAUCAAAUUCGAAAUGGAGAAAAGAACACAGUAUUUUUAGCUCCAACAGCUCCUUUGGUUAAACAGCAAAAACAAGUUAUAUCAGAUUAUACAGAUUUGAAAGUUGGAGCUUAUUGUGGAAGACAAGAAAAACAUGAAAGUACAUUGGAGUUUUGGGCAAAUGAACUAAAAAAUGUUCAUGUACUAGUAAUGACACCUGAUAUAUUCAGAAUGAUUGUUUGCCAUAAUCUUUUGCCAUUAUCAAGAAUAAAUUUAUUAAUCAUAGAUGAAUGUCAUAAAGCUCGAAAAGCACAUCCAUAUCGAGAAGUAAUGAGGUAUUUUGAUUUAUGUAAAGAUGAAGAACAUCCUAGGAUAUUAGGACUUAGUGCUUCUCUGCUAAACAACAAAUGUAAACCAACAAAACUUGAAGAGGAAAUAAAAACACUAGAAGAUAUAUUAAAGAGUACUGUUGUUACAGCUAGUGAUUUAAUGACUGCUGGAAAGUAUGGAACUAAACCAGAUGAACAUCUUACAUUUUAUGACGACUAUAAAAAUAAUUCUAUCCACUUUGAAAAUAUAAUGCAUGUAUUACACAAAUGUUUAGAUUUCAUUAAGGAUUUCAAGUGUCCCAAAAAUGAUAAAAUGCCUGUAGAAAAACUUCCUGAUCCUUGUAAACAGCCAAAAAGAUAUCUUUUAGAAAUUCAACAUGUAAUCAUUACUUUAGGACCUUGGUGUGCUGUACAAACUGCAGAAUUAUUUAGGAAAGAAAUCAGUUAUAUGAUAGAUAAUAUAGAAUCUAAGGAACAUAAGAAUAUGCUUAUUAUUGUUAAUACCACAUUACAUAUGGUUAUUGAAUUAUUCAAGGAACUGAUAGAAAAUGAAAAUGAUGAUCUGCUCAGUGCUUCUCCAAAAUUAAAAGAGUUAUUAAAGAUCUUAACAAAUUUUAAGCCAUCAAUGGAUCCUGAACCAAUGGAAAAUAAAAAUAACUUCCAAAAUGGACUUUUAAAUACAUCUAUAAAUAACCAGUUAGAUGCAGGUGAAGAAAAAGUGGAACAAGAAAAUAAAAUUCAGCUAAAUAGAAAUGAAAAACAAAUAGAGGAUCUCAAAUCAGAAAAAAUGUGUGGUAUUGUAUUUGUUAAAGAAAGAAUAACUGCUCAUGUAUUAAAUUUAUGGCUUACUGAAAUCAGUAAGAAACGUGAAGAUUUUAAAUUUAUUUCAUCAAAUUUUAUAUAUGGCCACAAUCAAAUUCAGAGGAACUGUGCAACAAGAGACGCUACAAUGUCACUUCAUAAACAGGAAGAAAUUUUGUACAAGUUUCGUAACAAAGAAUAUAAUCUCUUAAUAGCUACAUCUGUUGUAGAGGAAGGAUUAGAUGUUCCUAAGUGUAAUUUAGUAAUAAGAUUUGACAGACCAGAAGAGUUUAGAUCAUAUAUUCAAUCUAAAGGCAGAGCAAGAGCUCAAGAUUCUAAAUAUUUCAUUAUGGUAUCACAGAUUGAUAGAGUUCGAUUUAUUGACGACAUGUUUGAUUUUCAAACAAUAGAAAGUAUAUUACAAAAAAAGUGCUAUGAAAGAGAAAUUCCAGUUGAAGACGUAGAUGAUAAAAAAGCAGAUCAAAUGAAACCAGCAUACAGGCCCAAUGAUAAAGAUGGAGCUGCAUGUGUGUUGAUGUCUACUUCAAUACCAUUGGUAAACAGGUAUUGUGUAAAACUUCCAAGCGAUACUUUUACUAAGUUAACUCCAAAGUGGAAGAUAAAAGAAAUUUUUUUUGAAAAUUCAUUUAUAGGUUAUCAGUGUAUUAUACGACUUCCUAUAAAUUCUCCAAUGAAAAUUCCAGUUAAUGGAGAUGUUAUGCCAAAAAAACAAUUAGCUAAAAUGGCAGCUGCUUUAAAGACUUGUGAAUUAUUACAUAAAGCAGGAGAACUAGAUGAUAAUCUUUUGCCAACUGGUAAAGAAGCUGUUAAAUUUGAAGAAGAAAUGAUAGGAGAUUAUGAAGAAGUACCUCAAGGUGCUCCUCGACCUGGCACCACAAAAAGACGUCAAUAUUAUUUCAAACAGAUAGCAGAAGCUUUAAGAAGUAAUCCUCCUGAAGAAAAUUUAGAAUGCUUUCUAUAUAUGUUUUCUAUGAAAUUAACUUGUCCAAUACCAGAAGAACAGAAUACAAGGGGAAGAAAAAUUCAUGACCCUGCUGAAACAACUUGUGGUUUUGGAUUAAUCACUACUAAACAAAUUCCACCUAUAUGCAGUUUUCCCGUCUUUACUCGAUCUGGAGAAGUGACCAUCAAGCUUGAAUUUAUUCAGUCAAAUUUAACAAUUACAAAACAAGAAUUAGAAAAAUUGGCAUUCUUUCAUAAAUAUACAUUUGCUGAUGUUUUAAGAUUAGAGAAAUAUCCAAUGUUGUUCAAUCCUAAUGAAGCUAGGCAUUCAUUUUUCAUCAUUCCUGUUGAUAAAGAUCCUGAUGAUGGAAAACAUAAAAUUAGUUGGGAAUUUGUAGAUAUUAUUAAUAAACAAAAACAAGUUGUUGCUAGAAAAAUUCCUGAAGAAGAGAGAAAAAAUUUUAUGUUUUGUGUGGAAAAGUACAAGGAUGCUGUUGUAAUGCCCUGGUAUAGAAACUUAGAUAAGCCACAAUUUUUCUAUGUGGCUGAGAUUUGUGAAAAUUUAACACCAAAAAGUGAUUUUCCUGAUGCUGGUUAUGAAACAUUUGAAGGUUAUUAUAGAAAUAAAUAUGGUAUUAAUAUAAUGAAUGGCAUACAACCUCUAUUAGAUGUAGAUCAUACUUCUGCAAGACUGAAUCUUCUAACUCCUAGAUAUGUUAAUAGAAAAGGAGUUACACUACCAACUAGCAGUGAACAAACUAAAAAGGCUAAAAGAGAAAAUUUACAACAAAAGCAAAUAUUAGUGCCUGAACUAUGCAUUAUUCAUCCAUUUCCUGCUUCAUUAUGGAGAAAAGCAGUUUGUUUACCUUGUAUUUUAUAUCGUGUAAAUUCUUUAUUACUAGCAGAACAGUUACGUUUAACUGUAGCUAAAGAAAUUGGGGUUGGGACUUCAGAGAUGAAAUUAGGAUUUGAAUGGCCUAUGUUAGAUUUUGGAUGGACAUUAGCAGAUGUUUUAAAAGCUCAAGCAGCAGCUGAUGAAAAAGAAGCUCAAAAAGUGCAAAAUAUAAAACCUAAUGAAAUUAUUAGUUCAUCAAAUUUGUCUGGUGAGAGAGAGAACUUUCCUAUUGGAACUUGGUCAAAUGAAAUGGCUGGUAAUAAAAACAAUGGAAGUGACUUUGUUAUUGAUACAUUUGAUCCAAGUAAGGUUCAUAUUCCAGAUGAUGAUGAUUUUUUGGCUGAUCAAGAAGUAAGUAAAAUUCAGUUUGAUGACAUUACUGGAAAUGUGUCUAAUUUUGAUAUGUGGGGAGCUAUUAAUCCUCCAGAAGUAAGUAGUCCUGAAUUAUUCCAAAUUAGGUAUGGUUCACCUAGUAACUUUGAAGGAACUGGUUGGGAUUCAGAAUGGGAUACAGAAACUGAAGAUGCAAAUUUUUAUUCUCUCAAUCUUCCAGGUUUGGGUUAUAUUUCUGCUCCAGGGGUAUUUAAUAUGGAAGGUCUUUCUCUUGAUUUAGCUUCAUGUAGAGAUGAUGAUCUUUGGGACAGUAUGGAUGAAGAUUCUAUUUAUGAUGAAACUGAACUAGAAAAAUUAUCUCCAAUUCCACAGUUAACAUUCCAAAACGGAGAAGCAGAAAAUUUAAUAUCAAAUAAAUUAACUGCAUCUGAAUAUGAUGUAACGAUUUAUGAAUCAGAGUGGAUUUCUUCAAACUGUAAUAUUGAAUUAGAUGUUACAAAUUCUUCUCUAGAUAAUUCAGAUGAUGAAUUAGAAAAACCAAAAGAAAUCAGCAAAGUCAUUGAUCCUUCUAUUUCUGAAACUCCAAACGAAAUAACUGAUGAUGAUGAUGAUGAUCUCAAUUCUGAAAAUAAAUUUUUACAGAAUGAUGUCAGUGAUAUUCCUAUAAAUCUUUUGGAAAAUGAGUUAUGCAUUAUCGAUCAUUUUCAUAACAGUGUGUCUACAGAAUCAACUCUUGCUUUUGGUGAUUUACUCCCAGAUAGAGAAAAAUUGCAGUUUUGUGAUAAAGAUAUUUUUCGUGUUCAUUUUGAUGAAAAUAUUGAUCUAAAUCAACAUAAUGGUCCUAGUCCAAGUAUCAUUUUGCAAGCAUUAACUAUGUCUAAUGCUAAUGAUGGUAUAAAUUUGGAACGAUUAGAAACAGUUGGUGAUUCAUUCUUAAAAUAUGCUAUAACUGCGUAUCUUUUUUGUACGUAUCCAAAUCUUCAUGAAGGAAAGUUAUCAUAUUUACGCAGUAAACAAAUAAGUAAUCUUAAUUUGUAUAGAUUAGGCAAGAAAAAGGGUUUAGGAGAAUUAAUGGUAGCAACAAAAUUUGAACCUAAUGAUAAUUGGUUGCCACCUUGUUAUACAGUACCAAAAGGUUUAGAACAGGCUCUUAUUGAAUCUGGAACACCAUCAGGUCAUUGGAAUAUUGGAACUUUAGGACAGGGUUUAAAUCUAAUGAAUGAAGAACAAAUUCGCCAAUGUGUCUUAAAUAAAAAGUGCCAAGAAAAUAUUGUUGAUGGACUAGUACCAAAUCAAGAAAAUCAAAUACCAUACAUCCCUUAUAAUUUACUUACACAACAUAGCAUACCAGACAAAAGUAUUGCUGAUUGUGUAGAAGCUUUAAUUGGUGCUUAUCUCAUAUCUUGUGGUCCAAGAGGUGCCUUACUUUUUAUGUCGUGGUUAAAAUUAAGAGUAUUACCUAAUACAUCCAAUCAAUCUGAUAAAAAUAACAUUUAUGGAAAUCUUGAGCCACCUCAGUCACCUUUACUUAAACAUGUACCAAACAGUGAUAAAAAGUUAGACAGAUUACUUUCUGGUUAUGCCUCAUUUGAGAAAAAGAUUGGAUAUAAUUUUAAAGAUAAAGCUUACUUAUUACAAGCUUUUACACAUGCUUCAUAUCACUAUAAUCAGUUAACUGACUGUUACCAGAGAUUGGAAUUUUUAGGUGAUGCUGUUCUUGAUUAUCUCAUAACUCGACAUCUUUAUGAAGAUCCUCAGAAACAUUCUCCAGGCACAUUAACUGAUCUCAGAUCAGCAUUGGUCAACAAUACUUUCUUUGCAUCUUUGGCUGUGAAGUAUGAUUUUCAUAAAUAUUUCAAAGCCAUUUCACCAGGCCUCUUUGGAGUUAUUAACAAAUUUGUGGAAAUGAAAAAGAAAAGUUCUGGUUUUGAUGACUGUGAGAAUUAUUAUUUAGAAGAAGAAGAAUGUGAAGAAGCAGAAGAAGUUGAAGUGCCUAAAGCAUUAGGAGAUGUAUUUGAAUCAGUUGCUGGAGCGAUAUAUCUUGAUAGUGGGAUGUCCUUAGAUUGUGUAUGGAGAGUAUAUUAUGCAAUGAUGAAACCUGAAAUUGAAUUCUUCAGUACCCAUGUUCCAAAAUCUCCAAUUAGAGAACUUCUUGAAAUGGAACCACAAACAGCUAAAUUUGAGAGAGCUGAAAUGACAAUGAGUGGAAAAGUCAGAGUCCGAGUUGAAGUUUUUGGUAAAGGUCAGUUUGUGGGCAUUGGAAGAAAUAAGCGUAUUGCAAAAUGUACUGCAGCUAAAAGGGCUUUAAGAGAACUAAAAAAAAUGAAAAAAGCAAAAUCUUGGAAAAGCUUUUGAAGAUUGUAGAUAGCAAAAAGUUAAAUUAUGUAUCCAUCAUUGUUCAUGUUUUAUAAUGAAAAAAAUAUAUAUAUUAGAAUUUGCCACUGAAAUAUAAUAUAAAAAUUUAAUAUUCCAAAAAGUAAUUUUAAUUGCUAAAUUUUCAAAUAGUGAAAAAUUAAUUAUAUUGCAGAAAUAUUAGUACAUUUACUAUAAAUAGACUUUUAGGAAUUGUUAUUUUUUUAAUGUUCCUAGUAUAUUUAUAAGUAGGUCAUUGAUUAUUCAUAUUGGAUUUUCAAAAAGAAAUUUAUUCACUUGUUUAAUGAAAAUGAUUUUCUUGUUAAUACAUUCAUAAUGGUAAAGUUGUGUAAUGUAAAAAGUUUUUAUAUUCUUUUGUUAAAGUUUCCUUAAAAAAAUAAUAAAAUAUAGUCAGAAUUGUUAAUAU
Centruroides sculpturatus (bark scorpion) is the source of this 6584-nucleotide messenger RNA. It is a transcript of the gene Dcr-1, whose product is annotated as endoribonuclease Dicer-like. The transcript is spliced from 14 exons. The coding region runs from base 308 to 6160 and encodes 1950 amino acids. Gene Ontology annotation, molecular function: RNA binding; ATP binding; ribonuclease III activity. Gene Ontology annotation, biological process: apoptotic DNA fragmentation; pre-miRNA processing; rRNA processing. The record is from RefSeq and is a predicted model, not a curated record. Gene Ontology annotation, cellular component: cytoplasm; RISC complex; nucleus. Lineage: Eukaryota; Metazoa; Arthropoda; Arachnida; Scorpiones; Buthidae.